Folsomia candida is the source of this 4969-nucleotide messenger RNA. RefSeq names its product protein sprint. The record is from RefSeq and is a predicted model, not a curated record. Gene Ontology annotation, biological process: signal transduction. NCBI's taxonomy places the organism in Eukaryota, Metazoa, Arthropoda, Collembola, Entomobryomorpha, Isotomidae. The transcript has 15 exons. Bases 792 to 4529 code for a protein of 1245 amino acids.
CUAUGUUGACAAACACGAGUCUCCAGCUGCAACUUUCACCACUUCCGGUUCAUUACCAGCCCCCCAGGAUAACUGAUAAAGAGAAGAGACAAUAAGAAUGCCGUCCUCUUUGUGCUUGUGUGAAAGCAGCUGGCUUGGUUUGUUUGGUUGUGCUGUGAAGUUUUCUUAAUCGUAAUUUUACAAAUUGUCGAUUAGCUAAUAUUUUUAUGACUGUGUUGUGAAAUUGGAAGGGGAUGGAACGAACUUUAGGUAUAUAACUUGUAAUUGUUUUUACUUUGAAUUUAAAGGGCACGCCAAUAUUAUUAGGUGCCUUAUUUUAGCUUAGUCAAAAUUUGAGAAAGAGAUUGCAAUUAUAAUUGCCAAAUUCCAAGUACAAAAUAGAAAAAUAAAUUUCCGUUCUCGAAAAUGAUGUCCACGGUUGGAAAACGGCUCAGAUGAACGUAGCUCUUUGUACUGAUCGUUUCCAAUAAACUAGUUUCGAAUUAUAGUGCAAUUACAUACAUAAUGCCAUCCAGUCGGGACCUAGAACACAAACCGCUGAUCGUUGGUUGUGUAAAGAAAGUGUGCCUCGGUUUAAUUUAAAGAAAUUUAUCAGAUAUAUUGCAAUAUUUCGCAAUGAACGGUUUAAAAAUGUAACAACUAAUUCUUAUACAAACUAUUGUGCCAAUUAACCACUGCCGUCGUACUAAGCAACAUAAGUACUGCUGAGAACAAGACUGAUUCAUUAUAUUAGUAAGCAAAGUAUAUUAGUCAUUCGCCAAUAAUAUUCCGCAUCGAAGGAGGAAUACAAGAUGAUGAGUGAGUUUGAGAAACGAUUUAGCAGUGACGAUUUGUCCUCCUUGCUCGUGUCGAACAGCCAACUUGUCACAAUUCCAAUAUCCACGAGGACAAGGGCGAAUUCCAACGCCAACCUUCUCGACAUGAACGGGCCAACGGGCAGGAGAAAUAGUGAAACUCGCACCAGGAAAAGGUUUCACAGCAUGGAUGACAUUUUCGACAUUUGCAACGCUCCCGUCCGGCUACAUCCUCCUGGUUUCAGUAUCAUGUCUGACUGUGUCCCAUCUCCAGAAAGUGACUCCUCAUACGCUUCCAGCUCCGAAUCUGGUCCUUCCUCCAACUCGUCAUCUCCUACUUGUGAAAUUUCUCUUUUGGAACGAUUGAUUCGAACGCACCCUGUUUGGUUUCUACCAUCGUUACAAAGAUCUGGGGCUCUGCACCUUCUCCAGGGGCGCAACGUGGGGAAUUUCCUUGUCCGUAGUUGUACGCUACCAAGAACAAUGGCCAUUUCAGUCAAGCUGCCAAGCCAUGUAGAACACUACCUGCUCAAGGCGAAUGGGAAUAAAAUAUCACUGGAGAAUUCUACUCACGAUUUUGAAACUGUUCAUCAGCUUAUUGCCCAUUACUGCGGCGAUACAAGCGACGAAAUCCCAGUUUGUCUCCGACUUCCCGAGAUCAUUUCAGAUGCAACAUCUCGACAGAAAUUAGCAUCAUUGGCAUUACUAGGUCAAGAAUUCUGGUCACUACCUGCUGGAAGUAGCAGUGCAGGAUUGAAAGAUAGUCCUACUGAUCCAACGAGCCAUCCUUCUUUGGUGCAAUCCAGUCUAGGAAGCCAAUCAAGCUCAAGCCACAGCCUAUGCGAUCUCUCAAAAAAACCUUGUCGACCCACAACGUUAACGCUGGAACUGGGAAAGUGCAGUGGUGGUGGUGGUUCUGCGACUCCGAAUCCACCACCCGUGCCUUUGCGAUGGUCCAGGUCAGCCUUACUGUCUCCCCUUUCGCCACCAUCCUCCUUGCAGUCCACCCCCUCUGCAGAUAUCCAGUCCACCACCAGCGAUAGAAGUGGGCGAACAGGGAGAAAGAAGAAGAAAAGAAACUCUGGCGGAGGAAACAAAGCCGAAUCUAUCCAUUACAAAGACACGGAGAUUUUGGCUUUGGAUAUCUUCAAAGGAACCAAGACGGUUGUUCGCGACAAGGAGAGCGAUUACGAGGACUUAUGGAGUCCACAGCAGCAGCAACAACCCCAUGAACGUUCACAUACCCCAAAAUUGUCUACAUUUAAGCCCGACUUAAUUCCAUCUGUUCUCACACCUAUGGACGAUGAUGAUAACAACGUUAAUCACUCCUCAUCACGCAGUAGCAGCAAGAUCAAUUCCAAUCAAUCUAAAUUCAAGGAUAACGCGGGAGAUGAAUUUGUCAUACAAAAUAUGAAUAUUCACAAUCAUCGAUUAAGUUUCAAUGUUCAAAAUUUAAAUCUCACCUCGUGUUCGAGAAGCAGUGAAAGCAAUAUCAGUAGAUCCCAAUAUCUCACUCUCGGCGACGACACAGCCAACGAUGGUAACCGGAAGUCGCCUGGUCUGUAUUCAGAACCUGUGGAUUCAAUAACGUUGAGGAAGCUGAACGGGAAUCGUAACACUGAACCUAAUAUUAGAUGGUCGCAGCCCACUCUAUCCUUGUUGAAACUAGACUUUAGUAGUAAUGGUGGCGAUACAACAAGCAGGGACGAUUAUUGCCCCUCCAACAACAUGACAGGAAGUGGUGGACAAGGAAAACCGAACAUUAUGGAUCCAGGUCUAACCAAAACAACACAACAUUCUGAAAGUAAAAACUUAAUAAACAUUGGGCAAACGGCAAUUAACACCACACAACUGAGUGGUUGCGCUGACGUCAGUUUAGCAAACAAGUCUAUGAACCAAAUGCGUGCCAGAAAAAGUAGUUCAACUAAGAGUAGUCGAAAAACUCAGGUUACCUGUGCCAGUGUUGACAACCUGUGCCAUACUAAUUUUAAGAAGACACAACUUAAGCCACAGAUGAUAAACAGAGUUGAAGGAGACAACGUCGAAAAUGCGACUUCAUCACAACCAGUCACAGCAGACGAGAGGAAAGAUGGGUCCAAAAAUUUCAGUAUUAUAAACACUUGUUAUGAACCAAUUCCGGGGAUGAGAGCAGCAGGAACCCCGGAAAUGACACCUAGCAUGGAAAUUCCAAACACCAAAGCUUGGUGUUUGGAUAAUUCCUGGGAGUUGGUAAUGUGGCAGAAAGAAGAGGAAAGGCGUUUAAAGGAAAAUGUUUCAAAAUUCCCCGUUAUUCCUUCUCCUACAAAUGUGCGACGUAAUAAGACGACUCCCAGUGAAAGCAGUCACGAAAAUUCUACAUCUUCUACAAAUAAUAACAGCACCAACGAAACGUACAAUAGCUUACAACGUCGCUUCUCAUGCUACGACAAUUUGGAACGUAGCAAAGCCGAAAUUAAUGCAGAUGAGGUGACAGACAGCGAUGAAGAGGACAAAAUUUCACCUCCAUGGAAUUCUAAAAAAUGGGAUCACUUGAUGAGGAUAAUUUCCGAAUCAACUCAGCAGCUAGACUUACUCUCAUCAGUGGGUAAUACUGUUCACAGCAGUAGCAACAAUGCCAGUCUUCAUGAAAAUGAAACUUUUCGACCAAGCAGGAGUCCAAAUAUAUCGGAUCCAGUGCUUCAAGUCACGAGAAUGCUAGAGGUUGGUAGAAACGUCGACAAGGCUGGAAAAUCUGUCAAAAAAGUCGUAAAACAAUUGGCCACCACAGAUGACGGUGUUUUUGGGCCAACUAUAAAAAGCUUCAUUUCGUGUACAAUUGCUGCUAAAGUCCAGGACCCAUUUAAAGUCAUGCGUAACGUCCGACAAUUUUUUUCGGGAAUGAAAAAUUACUUGGUUGGCAUUUCCAACUCGGAGAGUGAAGAGCUGCGCAAGGAAAUUAAAAAGCAAACGGAAACAUUAAGUCAUAGCGAAUUCUUAAACAUUGAUUCCAUUUUGGAAGAUUGCCUAGUGGAUCUCGUGAUUUCACCACUGAAUCUGCACAUUCGAGGAUUGAUUGAAGCUUAUAAUGCAAAAAACGGUGAACCACUACACUUACCAUCCACCCCAGAUAUUGCUCAGUUUGAUAAAGAACAUCAGAUCAUCUACGCAAAGUUAAGAAUUAUCUACUCAGGAUUUGAAGACUCGAUAUCUCCACUCGAGAAGCUUGAUAAAUGGAACGAGUUUGUUUGUCAGGUUCAGGAGCUGGACAAUUAUUCUUCCGAUUCCUUUCUACCUCUUUUGUCGCAAACAAUGGGAAAUGUUUGUUCUGCUAAUCUUCCCUCGCAUGUCGAUUACAUGAUUGGGCUAUUGCCCACGGCUUUAGCUGAGCAAAAUAAUUAUUCUUUAUCAAUGCUGCAAUCUGCAGUCUCUUCACUGAAAGUUAACAAAUCCGAUGCAAGAAAAGGAAGUUUAAGCCUUACUUCAGUACGCGUUCUCAUACCAGAUGAAAGAAAUGGAACUUUAAUCAGAAAAAUGGUACCCGUCAGGAAUUCGACGACCAACAAGGAAGUAGCAAAAAUAUUGGCCUCCAAACUAUCAAUCACUAAUCCCACAGAUUAUGUUCUAGUCACAAUAAAGAAUGGCGAAGAAACCAUUUGCCCAGAAAGCGAAUUGGUUUACAACUGCGUUGAUGGAGGCUCGACAGCUUUAGCAUACAAAAGAUAUGGAUGCCAAAUUGGAUGGCCGAAAAUUAAUUAAGUCUUUUUCUUAGUUUUUUAAAUUUAAUACUUUGUAUACUUUUUUCCUACUAUUGAAACUAUUUUAAUAACGAAAGUUACCGAACAUGAACUAAAAUUAGAUCAAUUUAGACCAACCAACUAGUGUUCAUUUUAUAUUCUGCAAAGGUUGUCCCUUGUCUGUAACGAUACCUUAUUUUUACCUACUUCUAGAACAAAAUAUGUUAACGAUUCAACAACACACACAUCUUCAUACAUGUAAUUGUUAGUUUAAAUAUGUGAUUGUGCUAUUAUCUAUGUAUUUAUGUACAUUCUCAAAUUGAAGUUCGGUGGCAAUAUAAUGAUUGAUAUUCAUCUAUUGCCUUAUACUAAAUAAUGUGCAAUGUUACUAUUUUAUUUAUAUAAAUUGACUGAUUGGGAAGCUCUGAUAAAAAUAAAGAGAUCCUACAACACAACUACAAA